CCCUCGACCUCGAAACCAAAGCGCCUCCGUCUCCUCUCGUCGCAGCCUCCGGCCGAUUCGAAACUGAGGCCUGAGCUUGACUCCGCCAUGGCCGCCGGCGAGCAGCACAUCACCCCACAGAUCUCUUCUUCCUCGAAAAAUUCUUCCGGGAGGCCCGUCACGCCGUUCUGGAAAGAGAAGUACGAGAGGGACGCGCGGAGGUACUGGGACAUCUUCUACAAGCGCCACGAGGACAAGUUCUUCAAGGAUCGACACUACUUGGAUAAAGAAUGGGGAAAGUACUUCCAAGCCCAAGAUGGGGGAAAUUUGGUGGUCUUGGAGGUUGGCUGUGGAGCUGGAAAUACAAUAUUUCCGUUGCUGUCUACCUAUCCAGAUAUAUAUGUUCAUGCCUGUGACUUCUCUUCCAGAGCUGUUGACCUAGUUAAGAAACACAAGGACUUCAGACCUGACCGGGUUAAUGCAUUUGCAUGUGAUAUUACAUCCGAACAACUAACAGAGCACGUGGAACCUUCCUCUGUUGACAUUGUGACAAUGAUCUUUAUGCUCUCUGCAGUUGCACCAGAUAAAAUGCCUUUAGUUCUGCAGAACAUCAGAAAUAUCCUCAAACAUGGUGGCCGUGUGCUCUUUCGGGACUAUGCAUUCGGCGACCUUGCUCAGGAAAGGCUUAUGUCCAAAGGCCAGCAAAUAAGUGAGAACUUUUAUGUCAGAGGUGAUGGCACGCGUGCAUACUACUUUUCAAAUGAAUACCUGGUGGAUUUGUUCUCAAAAUGUGGAUUUACUCUUGAGGAAAUUUGUGUACACAACAAAAAGGUUGAGAACCGUUCAUUGGACUUGGUUAUGAACAGGAAUUGGAUCCAAGCUACGUUUACCCUUAACCCAGCUGGUUCUCUAAGUCCAAAUAAUCAGCACGGCCACCAUACUUGUGAAGGAAAGGAGGAUAAGCUAGCUGUUGAGACAUCUCAGAAGAGCGAUAGUGAAGAAAUUGAUCUUUCUGUGGAUUUUAGCAAUAUGUUUGGAAUAUCGCGCUAUCUUGAUGAGGCGCAAAUCGUUAGGAUUAAAGCAAAGGGCCAUGACUUCAAAAUAAAAGUUCUCGCGAAAGAAUACCAACACACCUGCAAAUUAACUGGCCUAAUGCUCUGGGAAUCAGCUCAGUUCAUGUGCAGUCUUCUAGCAGAGAAUCCUUCCAUAGUUGCUGGCAGAAGGGUGUUGGAGAUAGGCUGUGGCUCAGCUGGCAUCUGCUCAAUGGUUGCUGCCAGUUUUGCUCAGUUUAUUGUAGCUACUGAUGGGGAUGAAGAAUCGCUCGAUCUUCUUAGGCAGAAUACUUCCUCUAAUUUGGAGGCUGAAUUUCUUGACAGAGUUUUGAUCAGAAAGCUUCUUUGGGGCAAUGAAGACAAUAUGAAGGCAGUGAAGGAGCUUUCUGGCAAUGGUGCAGGUUUUGAUUGUAUUAUUGGCACUGAUGUGACCUACAAUCCUGAUGCCAUACUUCCUCUCUUCAAGACUGCUAGGGAACUGAUUUCUGACAAGGCCAAUGGUGAUUCGGGGGCAGUUCUUAUUCUUUGCUACAUCCAGCGUCGUGUUGACGAGGAUUCUAUCCUUUCUGCCGCAAAGGCCCAGGGAUUCAGGCUUGUGGACAAAUGGAUAAAUGGAGUUAGCGAGAGUAAUGGUAUCAUUAGUUCUUGGUUCUGUGGUAAUGAUGUUUGCAGUGCUUUCCAGAAUGUAACAUUUUCCAUAUUGUAUUUUCAAGUGUAAGACAUUGGUGUAUACCUGAAUUCCAUGGUUAAGUUGCAGAUUUUUUAUUUUUUUGGGGGAUUAGUGUACUAAACAAAUGUUUUUUGUGUGUGGUAAUUGUAUACUGAAGGAAUGAUAUUUAUUUUAAUGCCUGUUAGUGUCUGAAGCA
This is a messenger RNA of Lolium rigidum, 1897 nucleotides long. RefSeq lists its product as uncharacterized. NCBI's taxonomy places the organism in Eukaryota, Viridiplantae, Streptophyta, Magnoliopsida, Poales, Poaceae. The record is from RefSeq and is a predicted model, not a curated record. The transcript has 11 exons. The coding region runs from base 88 to 1749 and encodes 553 amino acids.